Messenger RNA from Cydia amplana, 351 nucleotides. RefSeq lists its product as uncharacterized. The record is from RefSeq and is a predicted model, not a curated record. Lineage: Eukaryota; Metazoa; Arthropoda; Insecta; Lepidoptera; Tortricidae. The coding region runs from base 6 to 335 and encodes 109 amino acids. The transcript has 2 exons.
UGACCAUGGCCGCACUCAUCAAACUUAGUCUUUUUGUGAUUACCAUAAUAGCGAUGGUUAACUCGCAGCGCGUCGUUGAUGUUUCCGUGGGCGUGCCUCCAAUUAUGCCGUGGAUUCCACAAUGGGUGCAGUGCGAAUUUGAGUACGGAACAUAUAUUAAUGGUCCCACAUGUAACGAUUGCUACAGCACCUACUACUGCACGCCUAAAGGGGGCAUCUUGAGGAACUGCUUCGGAUGGUCACCUUACUGUGUUGCCGGAAAAUGUGUUAAAGAACCCAGUGCGGACUGCGCAGAUGUUGAGGCGGAUGUUGAGACAGUCACCGACGUUUAUUAGGGUCUGAUCGUGUGAU